AUGCAGCGGAAGCUAAUCAACAAAAAUCUAAAACUUGAAUUCCUCUUGCAUGACGAGAAAAAUAACGACACACCGGACAUUAAACCCGCGAGAACCGUCGAAGCGGAAACUGUUGACCUCUGCCGCGACUCAAACAACCUUCGCACGCUUGCCGUCCUGGGACCUGCUUCGGUUGAAGCACGGUUUAGAGCGUUGAAGAAGAAGAAAGCGGCUUCUGUGUACUGCGUCAUAUGUCAAGAGGAAGUGACGGAGAGCUCGGAAAACGGUCUGGUAGUUGGUGCACUUGCCGCUCGCUCCAGUGUGGUCUCCAUGCCCCCACCCUGUGCUCGUGCUGUAUUCUCCGAUUCUGGAAAUACCACCAAUCCUAAAUGCUACACCAGUGUCGACAACUUAUGGGCUUAA
Molecule: messenger RNA, 402 nt
Organism: Dibothriocephalus latus
Lineage: Eukaryota; Metazoa; Platyhelminthes; Cestoda; Diphyllobothriidea; Diphyllobothriidae
Source: the annotation of a GenBank genome assembly